Molecule: messenger RNA, 642 nt
Organism: Tricharina praecox
Lineage: Eukaryota; Fungi; Ascomycota; Pezizomycetes; Pezizales; Pyronemataceae
Exons: 1
Coding region: 183-539 (118 amino acids)
Source: RefSeq, a predicted model, not a curated record
ACCAUAGGCUGUGCUUGACAUGUUCUAAAGGAAAAAAGAUGGACUACCCAUUCGGAAUACAACUGCCACGCAGCAGCAGCAGCAGCAGUAUGUACUUACAUCUUACUAGAGUUGUCGGUAUGGUAUGGUAUGGUUUCUUUUUGGUUCCCAAUUCUUUCUUCUUCUUCUUCUUCAUCUGAGGCAUGUCUCGUCUUUGUUCUGUUCUGUUCGGUACAUUUUGUCUGCAGUGCAGUGCACAAGUUACGAGACAAGACAAGACAAGACAAGACAAUUUAGAGAGAGUCUCUAGAGAGAUGUUGCAGCAGCAGUUUGAUCUUAGCUCAUCGAACGCGAGAUCUACUUACUUUGCCCAUUUACUUUUUUCUUCUUCUGGCCAUCUUGCAUCGUCGGCAGGCAGGCAGCGCGCCCUUUCAUGCAAAGUCAGUUCAGUCCAGUGCAGUCCGUCCAGUGCAGUCCGUCAGUGCAGUGCAGGUCAGGGGCGGGCGUGCGGGCGUGCGGGCGUCGGUCGGUCGGUCGGUCUGCACAGCUACCUAAGGUAGGAGAGAACCACCCCCUCCACCCCAUCACGGGCAUAGCGAAAAGUCACAGAGGAAUUCGAGGCUACCUUACCUACCUUACCUACAUCCUACCUUACCUACCGUA